AUGUCUAGUGAACAUCACCCUCCAAAUCAACCCACGCUCUUGAGCUUCCCGAGCAUCGAUGAUCUUGUCCAGCAAUUGAGGCGCUUCGUCCUCAAGCUGCAGAAUGACAGCGUGGAGAAGCGGGGUCGUUUCGCAGUCGCUGUAUCCGGUGGCUCUCAUCUCAGCAUGCUGUCUCGCGCUCUUCUCGAGCCUAGAAAUGACGGUACCCGCGAGGACACUCCGCAGUUCGCUAAGUGGCACAUCUUCUUUGCCGAUGAGCGAGUCGUGCCGCUCGACAAUGAAGACAGUAACUAUAGGCAACUAAAGGACCAAUUGUUGGACAAGAUCCCUGCAGAGCUCGGAGCUCCGAAUGUCUAUCCUAUCGAUGCCGACCUUGUUAACGACGAGGAAGAGCUAGUCGACAACUACGAGAAGUCCUUGAUAAGGGAAUUCGUUUGCGGAGACGCUCGUUUCCCCGUCUUUGACCUGAUCCUCCUAGGCUGCGGCCAUGAUGGCCACACCUGCGGCCUGUUCCCCGACCAUGAAGUCUUGAUCGAGGAGGAUAGAUGGGUGUGCCCAGUGUCUGAUUUGCCCCACCCUCUGCACAAGUGUAUCACUCUCACUUACCCCGUGCUCAACCAUGCCCAGAGCAUUGUCGUUGUGGCAACUGGUGCUAAGCAGAAGGAUACCAUAAAAGCUAUUUUCGACUCGCCGCACUGCGGUCUGCCAGCUGCUCGGGUCAGACCUGUCUUUCCUGGCGUGAUUACCUGGUUCACCGACCACUCCGCUGUAGAAGGUGUUGCUUUUCCUCGCACGGACGUUCCACAACUGUGA
Penicillium arizonense is the source of this 813-nucleotide messenger RNA. RefSeq names its product 6-phosphogluconolactonase. Gene Ontology annotation, biological process: carbohydrate metabolic process; pentose-phosphate shunt. Gene Ontology annotation, molecular function: 6-phosphogluconolactonase activity. Bases 1 to 813 code for a protein of 270 amino acids. The record is from RefSeq and is a predicted model, not a curated record. The transcript has a single exon. Lineage: Eukaryota; Fungi; Ascomycota; Eurotiomycetes; Eurotiales; Aspergillaceae.